This is a messenger RNA of Entamoeba invadens IP1, 321 nucleotides long. RefSeq lists its product as hypothetical. The record is from RefSeq and is a predicted model, not a curated record. Bases 1 to 321 code for a protein of 106 amino acids. NCBI's taxonomy places the organism in Eukaryota, Evosea, Mastigamoebida, Endamoebidae. The transcript has a single exon.
AUGGCAACACGAAGUAUAGUGACCAUCAAGCGACCCAACUCAAAUGAAGUCGAGUGCCGUACACGAUCUAACACAGUCGGAACGAUCCAUUCAACAAUUAAAACACUUCAAAAGGAGAAUCUACUCGAAAGUCUCCACGAGCUUCAAGAACUCAGGGAACACAAAAGAUCUAAGAGUGUUAAUAGUAACGUACCACUCUUCGCAGACCCAUCCUCCGAAACGCAAGACCGUUACGAUGUACUCCUCUUCAACUUGAAGGAAUUCGGACUCAUCGACACAUCUAUUAAUUAUAACGAAAAACGCGCAAGCACUUCUUUGUAA